Molecule: messenger RNA, 939 nt
Organism: Kockovaella imperatae
Lineage: Eukaryota; Fungi; Basidiomycota; Tremellomycetes; Tremellales; Cuniculitremaceae
Exons: 3
Coding region: 1-939 (312 amino acids)
Source: RefSeq, a predicted model, not a curated record
AUGACCGACCUCGAAGCGGCUGUCCUAAAUGGCUCAUUGUUCAACCCGGAUCGAACGACAUCGCCCGCAAGAUCUAUCUCCCCGUCACUCACUGAUACGGACGAUGAACUAGGAUCUGAUCUGUCCGAUACUAGGGAUCAUUCCCGUUCUCACUUCGAGAGCUCCAGCUUGGCAGUCUCUGACUCUCAUGAUCCUCAGACCGGACCAAAAGGUGUCAUAUCAGAUCGACACGCUCAUGACCGGAACGCAAAGUACGAGAAGAACAGAGCGAUUCAAAAUGUCAGAGAUUUACAGGAGAAGAUCAAGAUGGUCGCUUUGACGGCCGAUGAAGAGGAUGUUUCGAGGCAGGACGAGGAGGCCAGAUUGAUCCAAGCUGAGAAGAGGGAAGGAAUGGAAAAGGAGGAUGAAGAGUAUGACGAGAAAUUCAAGGAGCAAUGGAAGGCGCUAAGGAGGGAUCAGCUGAAGAUGGAUAGGAACGGCAGUGGGGUCGCGAAAAGAGGGUUGAGGGAGAUUGGACAAGAGGGAUUCAUACAUGCUGUCGAGCGACCGGGCUGGGUCAUAAUACUGAUUUACGAGCCGGGUAUACCACGCUGUAGCGCUCUCCUCGCAUCGAUGCUUCAACUUUCUCUCGCUGAACCACCUUUGCCUGUAACGCUCUUCCGAGCUCGCGCCACAUCCCUCUCAUUCGCGCUCUUACCGCCGUCAUCUGGCGGUGAGAAUGGAUCAGAAGAUCGUCGAGCCGAUUUUGAAGUUCUGCCGUCCUUACUGGCGUACAAAGAUGGAGAGCUAGAAAAGACUUGGAUAAGAGUAGACUGGGAUCUUAAAGAGGAUGGCGUGGCGGGUUUGCUACGACGCGAGGGAAUUCUGCCGCGUCUCGACUCUAGGAGGCAUUCGCAUAUGCUGAGUGAUGAGGAUGAUGAGGAGGAGGACGACGAUUGA